AUGGAAGGCAAGAAAAAGUAUGCUAAUAAAAAAAAAAAUGUAUCAUCUUAUAGAAAGAUUAAAGGACGAAAAAAAAGACGUGUUUUGGAAAAAGUUAACAAUGUUUCAUAUGAUGAAACACAAAAUAAACCAUGUUGUUCUAAAACAUUAGCUGAUGUACAAUCAACAAGUACUAUUUUUAGAGAAGAAAAUAAUAUGUCUAAUGGUUUUAAUCAGUUCUAUGAUCAGUCAUUUGGUAUAGCAACUUCAUCGAACAGUGAUAUUCCUAAUGUUCCUGAACAGACAUUUAAUAUUGAAGGUCGUCGUAUAGUUGAUAUUGAUUAUUUGUUUAAAAAAAUUGGUCAAAUCAAUCAUCAACCAUAUGGUUGUAAUUUUAGUAAUUUACUUUUGGUCGGAGAGCGAAAAACUGGAUUUUUAAGUGAAUUCUUGUUUACUUGUGAAAUGUGUCACAAAAAUGAGGUAAUUGAAUCUGAAAAUCCAAGUUCGUCGUUAAUGGACGUCAACACAGCAACAGUUACAGCAGUUGUGAAUUCGGGACAAGGUUUUGGUCAGUUGGAAACUUUUUCUGCUAUUAUGAAUAUGCCAAAUAUGUGCAAUAAGUUGUAUCAGCAACUACACGAGAAUGUUCAUAAGUUUACUAGUAAAACAGCUUGGGAGGCAAUGUCACUAGCAGCAGAAGAAGAGGCUAAACUUGCAGUGGAAAAUGGUGAUGUUAAAGAAGACGGAGUUCCUAUGAUUACUGUCAUUGCAGAUGGUGCGUGGUCAAAAAGAAGCUACAAGUCAAAUUAUAAUGCUUUGUCUGGAGUUGGAUGUAUUAUUGGUGAAAAAACCAAAAAAGUUCUUUUUUUGGGAAUCAGAAAUAAGUAUUGUUCAGUUUGUGUGAAAGCAGAGGCAACCUCCAGUGAACCCCCAACACAUAAGUGUUACAAAAAUUGGAAAGGAACAUCAACGGCUAUGGAGUCAGAUAUUAUACUUGAGGGAUUCAGACAAAGCAUAAAUAUGCAUAAUUUAAUUUACAAUAAACUUAUUGGGGAUGGCGAUAGUUCGGUCACAAAAAAAUUAAGUAUUGAUCAACCGUACGGACCCAAUUGUUUAAUAAAAAAGAUCGAGUGCAAAAACCACAUUUUGAGAAAUUAUCUCAGAAAAAUUAGUGACAUGGCAGCCAAGCGAAAAAGUUCCAGUGGUAAGGUGGUACCAGGGUUUUUGAGAAACCUUUUAAAAGACAAGAAGCUUCGAAUUAGGUAUGGAAUAACAAAAGCAAUUGCACAUUGGAAAAAAAAUGGAAAUUUAACCCACAAUCAAAAGGCAAAAUUUUUGAAAAAAGACAUCGACAAUGGGCCAUAUCAUGUUUUUGGGUGUCACAACAAUUGCGAUCCAUAUUUUUGUAAACCUGGACCAAAUAACAUAAAUCAUGUGCCCGAGAUGGAGAAGUGUGGUUUGUGGCAAGAUAUUUCUGCAGCUAAAAAUUUAGUAUCCUUCCAUUCAGAUAACCUGAUUUAUGAUCUGACCAAUAAUUAUGUUGAAUCAUACAAUAGUGUUGUAGCUAAGUUUGUGGGUGGAAAAAGGAUCAAUUAUUCAUUGAGAGGGUCGUACAAUACUAGGUGCAUGACAGCAGUAUCGUCAUUUAACUUUGGCCCUGAAUAUAUACGAAGAUUACAUAAAACUGCUACAAAAGAAAGCCCUGGGAAAUUCACUAAGCGUUUUAUUUCCAAGUUGCAAAGGGCAAGAGAAAUAAGGUCGAAUACAAAGAAGAAGAUAAACUUUAAACCAUCAAUCAAAUUACCUCGGGGUAAAACUUUUAGUGGCGCUGAUAAGGAUUAUGGGGAUCUAGAUGAAUUAGGUUGUGCUGAACUUGAUAUUUCACAGGAAGAACUGGAGACCAAACGUUCAACUGUUUUAAAUAGUCUAAAACUUAGUUCCCAAGAAAUAUUUCAGCUAGAAAGGAACACAAUAGACCAGGGUAAAUCUGAUACUUGGCAUACUGAACGAAAAUAUCGGCUGACUGCUUCUAACUUCGGUAAAGUAUGUAAGCUUAGAAAAAGUACUCCUCGGACUAAUACUGUCAAGUAUAUAUUGUAUGCAGAAGAUUUUACAUCGAGGACUCCAGCAAUGACAUACGGAAUACAAUACGAACCAAUGGCUAAGGAAGCAUUUGAAUCUUUAUUCAAUGUUCAAGUUUUACCAGCCGGUUUAUUUGUAGACGAGCAAUACAAUUUUUUAGCUGGUUCUCCUGAUGGUUUGGUGGGAGAAAAUGAAAUUAUUGAAAUAAAAUGCCCACAUAACAGUAAAGAUAUGACACCUCUACAAGGAGUUGUGGCUAAAAAAAUUAAAUUUUUAAAUAUUUGUAAUAAUGGUGAUCUGCAGUUGAACAAAAACCAUAAUUAUUACUACCAGAUUCAGGGUCAAUUAAGAGUAGCCAAUAAAUUAUCCUGUUAUUUUAUAGUUUGGACUCCUAAAGAUAUGUUUGUAGAAAUAAUAAAGCGUGAAGAUGACUUCUGGAUGAAUAAAAUGGAAAAGCAAUUAAUAGAAUUUUAUAAUUGUCAUCUAUUGCAAGAAAUUGUAGAUCCUAAAAUUUUAAGAUAAAUGAAAAUUUUGUGAAUAAUUAUUGUUUUAUUAUUGUUAUUGUAAUUAGACUUGUAG
Messenger RNA from Myzus persicae (green peach aphid), 2640 nucleotides. RefSeq lists its product as uncharacterized. The record is from RefSeq and is a predicted model, not a curated record. The transcript has 12 exons. Bases 1 to 2583 code for a protein of 860 amino acids. NCBI's taxonomy places the organism in Eukaryota, Metazoa, Arthropoda, Insecta, Hemiptera, Aphididae.